ACCACCACUCUCCCCUCCCCCUCUCUCUCCUCCUCCUCCUCCACCACCAGCACACAGACAGAGACAGACGGCAAAGAGGCGGGCAGUGUAUCCAAAGGGAGUCUCUGCAAAGUCGCGGCAAACGCAUUCAACAACAGUUACGAACUCGACGAAGGCGCUGCUUCUCUUUGUAGUCGCUAUCUAGGAAUACAUUGAUCAUCUUUGUUAUUGUUAUUAUUAUUUUCGGGUUUCGGGUUCUUCUGAGAUCACCCCGGCAGCUGGUACGAGGAAUAACAUCUUUAUUUAAGAAACCUGCUCGAACAAUAUCGAGAAUAAAUCGAGCUCGCUUUAAUUUAGUCGACUCGUUUCGCGUGCUGCGUGUGUGAAGAAUCAAAACGUGCGCGGGUUUGGUAGGCGGGUGUCCUCUCUCUCUCUCGUCGGUGAUUUAAAGGGAUCCUCAAGCGAGUCCGACAACGCAGUUCUGUCCUGAGCGGUGCCCAAAGCCUCCGGACACUGCGCGUCUCAGUUUUUACUUUCCAUCCGUGCAUCGUCAUUCUCAUCGUCGCCAUCAGGUGUCCGCGUCCGCUCCGGCCAAGGGUUCAACUGACCAUGUCCUGAGACCUCAACGGCCUCAACGUCUCCAGCAACGCCUUGCCGGGGUGGGGUCAGAGGUCGCAUGCUUCGGGUGACGCGGACGCACUCCGCGCUAUGCCCGACUCCUCCGUCUCCUGCUGACGACGUCCCGCGUGGGUUCACGAUGGCCGGCUGGAGACUGCUUCAGGCCCUGCUGCUGCAGCUGCUGCUCAGCGCGAGCGGUUGGCCUCCCGCAACCGGCUCCGGGCGCCUGGCGCUGCCCCAGGGCCUGGUGCAGCGGGAGCUGUCGUGCGAGGGCUACCCCAUCGACCUCCGUUGCCCGGGCAGCGACGUGAUCGUCGUGAGCUCGGCCAACUACGGCCGCACCAACGACCAGAUCUGCGACUCCGAGCCGGCCAAGAUGCAGAACACGGCCUGCUUGCAGGACGAGAGCUUCCGCAUCAUGGCUCAGAGAUGCAACAACAGGACGCAGUGCCUCGUCGUCGCUGGCAACGAGGUGUUUCCGGACCCCUGUCCCGGAACGUACAAGUACCUCGAGGUUUGGUACGAGUGCGUCCCCUACAGGCUGGAGCAAAAAGUCUUCCUGUGCCCGGGCAGCGUCCGACUCGUUGGCGAGGCCUUGCACCUCCUGGAGGCGGAGCAGCAGGCCGGCUCGUGGUGCCGCGACCCGCUGCAGGCCACCGAGAAGGUGUACUUCAUGCCGUGGACGCCGUACCGCACCGACAGCCUCACCGAGUACGCCUCCCUCCAGGACUUCCUGGCCGGGCGACCGCUCACCAACUACAAGCUGCCGCACCGCGUCGACGGCACGGGCUUCGUGGUGUACGACGGAGCCGUGUUCUUCAACAAGGAGCGAACGCGGAACGUCGUCAAGUUCGACCUGCGAACGCGCGUCAAGAGCGGCGAGGCGUUCAUCCCCAACGCCAACUACCACGACACUUCGCCCUACCGCUGGGGCGGCAAGUCCGACAUCGACCUGGCGGCCGACGAGAACGGCCUGUGGGUCAUCUACGCGACGGAGCAGAACAACGGGCGCGUGGUGGUGAGCCACUUCAACCCGUACACGCUGCGCGUCGAGGCCUCCUGGGAGACGGCCUACGACAAGCGCUCGGCCUCCAACGCCUUCAUGGCCUGCGGCGUCCUCUACGUCCUGCGCUCGACGUACGAGGACGACGGCGACGGGGGGGCGGACGCCGCCGGAGGAGGCGGAGGAGGCGGUGGAGGAGGCGGUGGAGGAGGCGGAGGAGGCGGUGGAGGAGGCGGUGGAGGAGGCGGAGGAGGCGGAGGAGGGGGGACGAGCGACCGCAUCGACUACGUGUACGACACCAACUCGCAGCGGGAGGCACGCGUCUCCAUCCCCUUCCCCAACCCGUACCAGUUCAUCACGUCGGUGCAGUACAACCCGCGCGACGGGGCCCUCUACGUGUGGAACAACCACCACGUGCUGCGCUACACGCUGCACUUCGGCCCGCCGGAUCCCACUGCAGUGCACGAGAUUUCGACGUUGGGGCCUUCCAGUGGAGGCAGCACCGCAAGUCCUCCGCGGAGCCACGUGGCAACGUUGCCGCCAAUCCCUGCGCAACCGCCACAGGACACGACCGACGUGAAACCGGGAGACGUGGCGCCCGCUGACGGCGGCGAGGGCGGCACCCGCGUGCCCACGUUCUGUCCCCCCACGCUCGCCCGCGCCGUCCAGUGGCCCCAGCUGCUGCAGGGCAAGACGGCGGAGAGGCCCUGUCCUGCGGGCACCGUCGGCACGGCGCUCUACACCUGCGACGCCAUCACGGGAGUCUGGUCUGCCCGAGGUCCCGAUUUCAGCAACUGCACUUCGCCCUGGGUGAACCAAAUCGCGCAACGGAUCAAGAGCCGCGAGAACGCCGCCACGGUGGCGAGCGACCUGGCGCGGCAGACGCGCGACCCCGUGUACGCGGGCGACGUGAGCUCCUCGGUGAAGCUCAUGGAGCAGCUGGUGGACAUCCUGGACGCACAGCUGCUCGAGCUGACGCCCACGGAGAAGGAGUCGUCCACACGCACCUUCAACAAGCUAAAGAUGAGGGAUGGGCUCUGCCAAGCGUACAUCAAGGCGGUGGUGGAGGUGGUGAGCAACCUGCUGCGCGAGGACGCCGUGUGGGCGUGGCGCGACAUGAACGGCACGGAGCGAGCGCACACCGCCACGCUGCUUGCCGACUCCGUGGAGGAAGCGGCGUUCGUGCUCGCCGACCACCUCCUGCACCCCGACAACGUCACCGUUGCCGCCGACAACGUCGUGCUCACGGUGUCGGUGCUGAACACGGAGGGGCCGCUGCAGGACUUCACGUUCCCCCGCGACGAGGCGACCGAGAGGGCCGGCAAUUCGGAUCGCCCCGACAGCGGCGGCGGCGGCGGCGGCCGUGGUGGCGCUACGACCCCGUGGCAUUCUGGGAACCGCAUCACGCUCACGGCAAACUCCAUCAAACUGAACAGCCGCAACGGUGUGACGAAGCUGGUGUUCACCACGUACGACAACUUGGCGCUCUUCCUGAGCACGGACAACGCCACGCUGCCGGCCAACGCGUCGCAGCAGAGCAACCGCUCCCUCGUCGUCAACUCGCCCAUCAUCUCCGCCUCCAUCAACAAGGAGUCGAACCACGUGUUCCUCAGCGAGCCCGUCGUCUUCACGCUCAAGCACAACGUGACAUCGGACCACUUCAGCCCCAGCUGCUCCUUCUGGAACUACUCGUCCCACACCAUGAGGGGCCACUGGUCGAGCCACGGCUGCAAGCUGCUGUCCACCAACAGCACGCACACCACCUGCUCCUGCAACCACCUCACCAACUUCGCGGUGCUCAUGGCCAGGCACGACAUCGAGUACGGGGACCGCGCCCACGAGCUGCUGCUGCUGGUGAUCACGUGGGUGGGCGUGCUGGUGUCCCUCGUGUGCCUCGCCAUGGCCACCUUCACCUUCUGCUUCUUCCGCGGCCUCCAGAGUGACCGCAACACCAUCCACAAGAACCUGUGCCUCAACCUGCUGCUCGCUGAGCUCCUCUUCCUGCUAGGCAUCGACAAGACUCAGUACACGGUGGCGUGCUCCAUCCUGGCGGCGCUGCUGCACCUGUUCUUCCUGGCGGCGUUUGCGUGGAUGUGCCUCGAGGGCGUGCAGCUCUACCUCAUGCUGGUGGAGGUGUUCGAGGGGCGCCGCGCACGCCGCAAGUACUUCUACCUCCUGGGCUACGGCCUGCCGCUCACCGUCGUCGGGGUCUCCCUCGCCGUCGACUACACGGGCUACGGCACCGAGCGAGCCUGUUGGCUCAGGACCGACAAUCAUUUCAUCUGGAGUUUCCUCGCGCCCGUGGCCGCCAUCAUCCUCGUGAACUUCGUGUUCCUGCUGAUUACUCUGUACAAGAUGCUGCAGCAUUCGGCUCCACUCAAGCCCGAUGGCAACCGACUCGAGAACAUUAAUCACCCCGUGUGUGACGGAUACUAUAACACUGACCUGCCUGGCUCUCCGGAUAACAGAGAGUUCAUCAGGUCCUGGGCACUGGGGGGCGUGGCGCUGCUCUGCCUCCUCGGCCUCACCUGGGUGUUCGGGUUCCUCUUCAUCGACAAGGCCACCCUGGUCAUGGCCUACCUCUUCACCAUCUUCAACUCCUUCCAGGGCAUGUUCAUCUUCAUCUUCCACUGCGCUCUGCAGAAAAAGGUGCGUAAAGAGUACAGCAAGUGCUUGAGGCACGCCGAGUGCUGCGGAUCCUGGGGCAACGACUCCUCCUACAACUCGGCCAAAAACUCCAACUCGCGACACUCCAACAGCACGCGCUACUCCCCCAACGCGCAGAGUCGAAUCCGCCGCAUGUGGAACGACACCGUGCGCAAGCAGACGGAGUCGUCCUUCAUCUCCGCCGACGCCAACAGCAGCUGCACCCUCAACCGCGGCCUGGUGGCCAAUCAGCUGCUCACGAGCUCGCUGCUGCGUCCGCACAGCGCGGGUCACCUGUACAGCACGCUGCUCGCCGACAGCGUCGUGAGGGGGGCGGCGCAGCCCCCCUCGGCCACCCUCUACCGCAGUGGGAACGCACACCGGGAGCAUCUGGCGAUCGGCCCACGAGAUGCCGGCGCCCUGGCAACAGCGCCGCGCAACAGCGCCAAGCACCAGCAGCGCGCCGUCGCUUCCAGCGGCAGCCACUUCCACCUGAGCAGCCGCGACUUCAUGGCGCCGGACAGCGACGCCAAGCUGGGGGCGCCAGACGCCUCGGCGCCUCGGGCCAACGGCCUCGUCUUCCUGGCCGACUCCGAGGGCCUAGGCCUGGGCCUGGGCCUGAGCGGCUACGACGACGACGACGGCGGCAACACGGCGGGACCCCCCGCCUACCUGGGGCCGACGUUGCCCCUGUCGCCUCCUCAACAGCAGCUGCACCAGCAGCAGCAGCUGCAGGCGACGGCGCCGCCCCUGCUGCUGCCCCGCGGCGAAGUGGACCGCCUGUUCGGCAGCCUCACCCCCAGCAAGCGCCACCUGGUGUACGUGGGCAAGCAGGACGAGCUGCUGCGCAACCUGACGGCCGUGCAGCAGAUGGCGCGGGGGGCGGGCAGCGGGAUUGUGAUCAUAGCGGACGGCGACGGGGAGGAGGAGGAUGACGACGUUGAGGAGGAAGAGGAGGAGGAAGAGGAGGAGGACGAGGACGAGGAAGAGGAAAUGGCCGAGGACGAGGAAGAUGACGAGGAGGCGUUGGAGGAGGAACGGAAGCUGAAGUUGAGGAAAAACAAGCGAGCCGAUGAGGGCGACGUCGACGUUGGUGGUUGCAGCGGCGGCGGUGGCAGCCUGAUCCGGGUCCCGUGCGAGGCGGCUCACCCACGGUGCCCCGACUCGGGCGCUCCGCUGCUGCCGCGACGGACGCACUCGCUGGCGCGGGCGUCCCCUCUGCCGCCUCCGCCGCCGCCGCCGCCGGCGAUCGUCGCCAGGGAGGACGUCCACCCUCCUCCUCCGGCCGCGUACUUCCCCCUGCUCACGCCGCGCCAGGUGGCCGAGCUGCAGUCUCCCGGUCACGAGGCGUCGCUCUGCGCCAGCCUGCCCAACCUGCGCAAUGGCGGCGGCGGCGGCGGCGGCGCCCGCGGCGGCGACUCCUCUUCCUCGGGCCCGACCGUCGCCCCCCGCGGGCUCAGGCUCCGGCCGCCGGCGGAGAAGAGCGACGCGGGCGGCGUCAUCCUCGUCGGAGGAGGCGGCGGGGCGGCGGUACCGCCCAAUGGGCCGCGGAAGCCGCCGCCGCCGGGCUACUUCCCGGCGGAGAACGGCAGGGGCGCGGUGGACAGCGACGACUACAUGCUGCCGCUCGACCGCGACGAGGCCGCCCUCGGGGCCCGCGGGGACUCCUUCCUCCCGGCGGGCGGAGGGGACGGCCGCUACGACGCGGCGGCCGGGGGGGCGCUCGGCGGCGUCGGGCGGGGCGACUACCUGCUGCCCCUGAGCGCGGCGGGAAGUCGGGCGGACGACUACAUGCUGCCUUACGAGCCGGACGAGCCCCCGCCGGCGGUGGCGGGGAAGCGCGAGGCGUUUGUGCGACCUCUCGCCAGGGAAGGAGGGGGCGCCGACGGUGGCUGCGGCCUGGGCAUGGGCAUCAACACCAACUUGUAGAGAGGGGGGGGGGGGGGGUGGCGGGCCCGCGGGGGGUACGCGGGUGUCACUCCAACCUCUUCGAAGGAGGAGCGGAACGAAAUUAAUACGCGGGGGUGUCCCCCGUGAAGGUAUCGUCCGUCGUUUAAAAGGAUUGCAAUUUUUGGACAGAGCCAGGUUGAUUAGACUCCGCGUGUGUGCGCGUGUUCUGUAGGGGCAUGAAAACGUUGUCGUCGACGACGCACGCCGCUAUCGAGGUUUCAGAAACUUCCCGUGCGAAGACCCCCGGGUUAUUUUUUUCUGUUUUGUCAGGAGCACGCUUCACGGAUGCUCCGACACCUUCAGAAGUUUCCCUCGAUGUGGAGGGGCUGCCAGCAUGCACAUUCCGCAUCGAUGGUCGCCGUGUUGGGUUUUUGUUCUUUUGCUAGUUACGAGCGCGGCACAAAUCGCCCCGCGAUCACAGCCGGCGUUAUCUUCGGGGCGACCUCUGGCGGUCUCGUUCCACGCAGACAACGACGUUUUUGCGUACAAAACAACGCAAGCCCUUUCUCUUGUGUAAGGGUUGCCCUGUUGUUGAGAGGGAUUCCCCUCUGACCACCUGAGUCAUCAUAAAAGCACCUCGUGCAUAGGAGGAAUAUGACGCCGCCAACGUCUCAAUCAACCGUUUCGAGCUGUCGCCUUAAAAAUGACGACAUUUAACCGACGAUACCUUCACGGGGACACCCUGUGAUUGUAAUUAGCCGGCCUGGUCGCUUGCGUAGGUAGUCAUUUCAAAUGAACAAAAGUUCCGUGAAGUAAGAACGAAAAAGCUAACUACGAAAGAACAACCAAACAAACAAAAACCCGCGUUGGGGCCCCCAUGACCGUUUAGAAUUUUCGGAAACCCGCAGUGGACGUGCGGAGAUGUUAUAUUUUUGUGCCAGGAGCAAAGCGUUGUUGUUGCUUCCGCGCGGAAGGAAUUUGGCAGAAGCUACAACAGCAAGGUGGGUGUUUUGCUGAAAAUAAAAGUGGCGUGUCGACAUAGCAAGGACAAAAAACCCACCGUCGUCAUUUCACGGCCGCUACAACAACAAAAACGAGGGGGGGGGGGGGGAGGGAGGGGAGACCCACGACCCACGUCCCAAGUCAGCAGCACGCUUCGCGGUUUUAACGGAAAUUUACAGCAACAAAAAAUCCAGUCCGCCACAUUCGAGGGUAGGAUGGGGGGGGGGGGGGGCUGUGGGGAAAGAACAAAAAAAUACAAAUUUGUUAUCAAGGCCAAAAGACUUCUCUUCAAUCAGAUAGCCGUGGGACAAAAAUAUAUAUUUAUAUAAAUACCCCUGUGUAAUAUUUGGGGAGCGCGCGAAAACGGGGCCGGUCGCCAUAUUGUCUUGUGUCGGAAAAAUUCCCGCGUCGCGGCGGCGUCGGUGCGUUGAACUUCGUUCGCACCGCACAUAGCCGAACCGCGACUCAGCGGAGGUGCGGGCAGCGGGCGGGGGGGGGGGGAAGGACAACAAACUUACACACACAGGAACAAAAAAAGAACACGGGAGGGGGAUGGGGGGGGGGGAGAUACCUUCUCGCCGUUGAAACAAAAACUGUGGCGGUACUCGUGUGCGUCAAACGGUGGACUCGGACACUGAACCAGCAAAUGUGGGGGGGGGCGGGGGGUGGAACGGGAUACACUGGCGGGUACGAUCUAAGUUUAUCUUUGUCCACGAUUGUUUUUUGUUCUUAAACCUUCGCUCGCGACGCACGGCGCACAUGCGUCCUCUCGGACGGGGGUGGCGGGGGGGGGGGGGGUGCUUCUCGAGCGGACGAUCGUAAGGACCACGACGACGACAAAACGAUUAACGCAGAAGAACAAAGAAAUGUAUCUUUUUAUUUUAUCUGGGGCAGUGGCGAUAUGGCUCCGGGAGGUUUGCGCGGGCGCCUUUCGCUGACGGAGGAGCCGUUUGACUGCUCCUCCGCCGUGUGAUCUUUUGCUGUGCGUUGUGAUUCUUGCGUUGGCAGUGUUGGGGAAGUCGAAUUUUGGUCAAGACGAAUCCGCUCUCCGGUCGCCGAUUGCUCAAAAUAUUCGAAUCCACUAAAUAAUGUAACCCUCCAUUUUUUGUGUUUUGCAAGAAAAUGAUGCACCAAUCCUGUACAAAGCCCUGGCAGAGGAAUAAGUUAAUCUGAUUGUAAUGAUGCUUUGUAAUAUGUUUCUCCCCAACACUACAUGAUGUACAUUUAUCUGCGUGUGUGGGUUCUUCCUGUAUUGGGCUAGUGUCAUCGCAAAAGUCUUCAGGACUUUGGGGCACUGAUGGCAUACACUUGGGAGGUUUUUUUUGUGUGUGUGACUUAUGCUUUUUGCACGGAGUUCAGUGUUUUUAGCUUGCGAUGGCUGUGUCAGAGCAACUGAGCCUACGCCACAAAGAUCCUGGGUUUGAACCUCGGAUAUCGGCCACCCAUGGUUACACAAGGUUCUCAAUUCCAGCGGGGUCGAUGGCUCUUAACCCGGUGACCGAUGGGCUGCUAAAAAGCAACAACUCCCCGUUCAUAUUAAAUAUAGAUUUAAUGUCAUUAAACUAUUUUUAAAUGUGUUCGUAACAUAAGAAACACUUUCGCGUCUUACGUGACGAGCGCUCCUUGUGGGGAAUAACGGGAGUGCAGUUUUUAAGUCUGAACCGAGAGCACAUUUUAAAGUGACUUCAGAGGAAGUUUUGUCAAUUAUCUGGAACCACUGUCUCGUCACGGUGACAUUAUUACGUCCGUUUUUUUUCUUCCCCCCCCAGGAUAGAUGUAUUCGGUCUCGGGGAUUUUCAGGCGGACUCUCUCCGCAUUGGGAUGUUUACCCGAUUCCAAUUAACUCUCGUGACGAUGAAGGAAUGACCACAGUAAGAAAUCGUAGAGGGUCUGUCUAUUUGCUAUCUUCUUUGCAAGCAACCACUACGACCGCACGCUUCUAAGCGAAAGCUCUCGGGAAUUCAUGGUGCAAUUUUAGUAUAAACAAAAAGUGUUUGUAACCUCUUCAAUAUAAUUUUAGUGAUUAAAAAAAAAACACUGAACUCUUCAUCAAUAAAAGGCUCCGUAAGACACAAGCCCAGAGCAAGACAGGAAAAAAAAAUCGAUGAGCAAAUGGUACACGUUGACUUGUAAUAUAGUUAAAUACACUCUAAAUGCCUUUAUAGAAGGCUCCGUGUUUAAUACUUGUGAGAUAUCAACAAUAGUUGUCCGUGGUGUACAUUUUGAUUGGUCAGGUGUAGUUGCACCUUCCUACCCCCCACCCAAAUCAUUUUACUGCUUAGCAAGAGUGAAGUGUGUUAAUCGGCGACAGUGUGGCCAAUCAUGCGCAAGUACUCUCUGGUGCAGGUGGGCUAUCACGAGCCAGUCGGGCAAAGCCAACUUUUUUGCAAGCGCGCUUCGUAAAUGGACGAGGCUGGUGGGGGUGGCUGGGGGCUCUCCAUCUCUUUUGGCGGGUGCCACUUCCAACAGUGUCUACGGGCAUUGCGGGAGCACUGUGCAUGAAAAUUAGACCUCUAGCUACGCCCGAUUUUAAAUUCACAACUUCUUAAGAUUCGUGUCUUAAGAGUAGAACAUUUGAUGGCCUCUGCCUUGUUGCCCAAAGGUCAAUCCGAUGUCUACAGAGCAUCGGAUAGUGUCAUCUUGUGACGGUUGAGGGUGGCCUAGUUAAGUGGCUCGUUGAAUUCAGAAGGUGGCACCUUCUCAAGGGGCCCGUUCCUUGACACAAACAACAUGACGAAAGUGAAAGAGUUCCUGAUAGACGUCGUUGCCUCGGGACAAGACCCUAAAAAUACCAUGGUUGACAUUAUUUAGUGGUGGUGUAAUCGGCACAUGCAUGUUUAACACAAAAUGCAAAUGUGGAAGACUGUUGAUGGGGAACUCUAUGGCUUGCUUUAUUGGUUCGGGAAGCCCACCUGUGAUGAGAACGUUUUUUUUUGCGCACUAUUAGAAUCUCAUGAAGGCCUCGGAACACCAGGGAGGCAGAACAUGUGCUUGAAACUGAUUUUUUUUUCUCUCCCUGUAUUGCAGCAGGGGGGGGAGAACAAAAUCUGUGUUGACUUCAGCAAAGUUGCAGAGAGGUGUGGACCUAGCAGUGGCGUGGGAGAUUGCCUUAGUGGCCUAGUGCGAGGCCUUGACAGGCAAAAGGGGCCUCGCAUAGUUGUUUCCACCCCAGUGAAAAUCCUGUACCACCGCAGGGGUAACUAUCCUUCUUUCCCCCUGCUGUUCGGGUCACGUGCAAACUGUUUAUUUUAAUUAAAGGUGACCGAUGUAAUGAGAAUAAAUGCUUGUUUUGCCGACGGUGUAUUUGUAACAUUUUUGUGCAUUUUGUUUUUUGGCGCAAAGCGGUUCCCUUUCCGCUUAAACUGUGCAAGAACCGACAUUUUGUCGUGACCAUGUGAUCGUGAUGAGCCAAUCGCAAGCCUGUUGCUGGGCAGCAAAUGCAUCUUGAUUCCCUUUAUACAAUUAUUUGGCAAAUUCCAUUGCCAGUAGUUCACGGGUAUAGGCUGAAAAUACUUCACUGUCAUCUUGAGCAACUUUGCGUUUUAGUUUCGCAACUGGCGGGCAUGCUGAUCGAAAGUUAAACUGGGCAGUGACUGCCGAUCAAAAAUGGACGACUGGCAGAAGAUUGCUGUUACUGCACUUUCCACAUUGGUACUCAAACAUUUAAACUAUUUAUAAAUAAUUUUCUUUGGUGUCUCAUGUUUGUUGAUGAAGAUUUAUUGAUGUGCCAACUAUUUUUCCAAAACUCAUUUUUUUUCUCUUUAAUGUCCCCGCACUGUUUUCAUCUGCAAGUCAAAAACACAGUGGGUUGAUUGGCCAAAACAGUGAACUCCAUGGUGGCGAGAUGUUAACUACCUCGCCUGGUAUACAGGAGAUCGUGGGUUCGAUUCCGACCCUGAUGCCUGCUAUAUAUUUGGAGUUUGCGUGUGUCUCUCUCCGUGGUUCCGUGGAUUUUUCUCUGGGUCCCUCCGGUUUUUCCCUCCACAUUUAGAAUCAACAUCACAUGUUUAGAGCAUUUGGCUGCUUCAAAUUUCCAGACGAUAAACCAUGUUCGUCGAGCUAUCAUUUGUGGCCAGGUCGCUUCUGAAAAAGAGCUCUGUGGCUCUUACCUGGUACUUAAAAGUUUAAUUUAUUAAUGCAAAUCGCAUAAAUAUGUAAUGUGCAUUAAUUAAUAAAGCAUCAAAACCGGAGGGUCCCGCAUUGGGAAGUUUUUGCAUUUACAUAAAAUGAUUGCUUGGCUUUGUGUGGGAAGUCAACAGAGAUCACGCGGAUAAAAUGUCCACUCAUACUCGUGGCAGGGGGAGGGGGUGGUGAUGGUUCAACACUGCCAUUGGCUGGCCACCACGCAACCUCACGCCUACAAUACGUGCUGGGAGCCCUCGCAAAGCCACCCAAACAAUUAGUAUCCAGCCCCCGUCCUGCUUAGCUUACCUUUGGGACUAUUUGGUUGUAGCCUACUCCAUUUGAGUCGUGUAACCAAGGGUUAGUCGGUAAAAAUGUGGUGUAGUGGGGCGGGGGGAGAUGUUAUGUCCCUCGCCUGGUAUGCAGGAGGUCGUAGGUUCGAACGGGGAUCCCUGAAUAUGCCUCCAAUUGGGGUCCGUGUGGAUUUUUCUCCGUGCUCCAGUUUUACUCCCGCCCCCCCCCCUCACACACACACAUUUAGAAAACACUUGGAUUAUUUGGCUGCUACUAUAAAUUCCCACAUUUUUUAUUAUGUAAACCAUCUGUGGCCAAGUUGCCUCUGAACAAAGUGGGCUUCGCCUGGUAUGUGAAAUAGUAUACUCUUAAAAUAUAUUCCUGCGCUCACUACACCUUCAUAAAAUCACGAAUUAUACGCAAAUGUUACCCUUUGGCUAAUGUAA
Petromyzon marinus (sea lamprey) is the source of this 12000-nucleotide messenger RNA. Its product is annotated as adhesion G protein-coupled receptor L2-like. Gene Ontology annotation, biological process: cell surface receptor signaling pathway; heterophilic cell-cell adhesion; adenylate cyclase-activating G protein-coupled receptor signaling pathway. Gene Ontology annotation, cellular component: presynaptic membrane; axon; plasma membrane. Gene Ontology annotation, molecular function: latrotoxin receptor activity; carbohydrate binding; G protein-coupled receptor activity. The record is from RefSeq and is a predicted model, not a curated record. NCBI's taxonomy places the organism in Eukaryota, Metazoa, Chordata, Hyperoartia, Petromyzontiformes, Petromyzontidae.